This is a messenger RNA of Nicotiana tabacum (common tobacco), 1484 nucleotides long. RefSeq lists its product as uncharacterized. Lineage: Eukaryota; Viridiplantae; Streptophyta; Magnoliopsida; Solanales; Solanaceae. The record is from RefSeq and is a predicted model, not a curated record. Gene Ontology annotation, molecular function: protein binding.
AGCCCACUCGAGAGCCCGACCCGAACUUUCAAAACCACACCAUUAACACCUAAAACAUCCAGAUCAAGGUAGCUCCUCGAUCCACUCCUCCGCAGUCUCUCUCCUCCACUCCUCCGCCGUAUACAACUCCUCUCCGCCAUGGACACCGCCGGUUCACCCGACCCAAAUCCACCACAACCCACCACCACCACCGUCGUCGACGAUCCACUAAACAAUCCAUACACCUCCCUAAACAUCCUCUGCCACGACCUCUCCGAUCUCCAAGACCUAGCAACUCGCGGCGCGUGGAAAUCAAUCCUCGACAAAGUCGGCCACGCGCGUUCCCUUAAUCUCCUCACUAAACCCCACGAACACCUCACCUACCUCACCUUCAACGCCUUAGCUCUCACCAAGCUCCGCCGCCCCGUCGAUGCUAAUCAAGAGCUCGAAACCCUCCUCGAAAAUGGCCAAGAAGAUUUCAACUCCCCACAAUUCCAUUACCAAAAUUACCCUUCUCAUUACCCCAACAUGAAGGGCAAUUUCGUCCCUUUCGCUCUCCGUUGGCUCCAUGCUUAUCUCCCCCAGGCGCUUGGCCAGCGCGUGAAGUCACUCGACCGGCUUUACACCUUACUUGAUUACAUUAGAUCGAAAAAGGUUGAAACUUUAACCAACCCCAGUAAGGAAUCUUGGAAAAGGAGGGAAAUUUUGGUGUUGAACACGAUAAUUAGUCACCAUUUGAGUCAAAAAGAUUUUAAAUUGUGCUUGGAGUUGUUGAAUAUGUUGAUUGAGUUAUGUGGGAAUGAUGAUCCGAACGUGUUGUCGAAAUUAGGGUAUGUAAAAAUGCAGUAUGGUGAUGUGGAGGGCGCGAAAAAGGCGUUUAAUUCGGUGGAGGGGAUGGUAGGGAGUGAAAGUGAAGCGGGGUUGAGGAAUUUGGUGGGUAGGAAUAAGGCAUUAAUGUAUGUAGUGGAGAAAGAUUAUGUUUCUGCAGUUAGGGAGUAUGAAGAGUGUAUUGAAAGGGAUGGAAUGGAUAUGGUGGCAAUGAAUAAUAAGGCUUUGUGUUUGAUGUAUUCGAGGGAUUUAUCCGAUGCUAUUAAGGUUUUGGAGAAUGCUUUAGAGAGGGUUCCGACUGUGGCGUUGAACGAGACUCUUGUGGUGAAUUUAUGUAGUAUGUAUGAAUUGGCUUAUGUUAAUCAUUCGGAUAUUAAGAGGACGCUUAAUAAUUGGAUUGCUAGAGUUGCUCCUGAUGACUUUGACUCGACAUGUACUCGAACAUGAGGUAUUGAUUGUUCUUUGUAGAUGUAAUUGAGAAUGAGAAUGAGAAUUCGGAUUACGUUUUAAGUAAUCUCAUUUCCUCUUUCUAAUUGUGAUAUUGUAUUUUGUGAUGCACUUUUUGUUGUCUUAGAAUAGAUCAACACUUGCCUUGGUGUUAGAAAGAGUUGACUACUUGUAUUCUUUCCAGAAAUGAAGAAAUAAUGAAGUUAUUCUCAGUCACAAUUUUUUGACUA